AUGGUUAAUCUGAUUUUUUGUAUACAUGUAUGUUUGUGUAGAUUGAGGCAUAGAUCUGGUCCUGAUUGGNGUGGUCUUCAUUGUUAUGAGGAUUGUUAUUUGGCUCAUGAGCGUUUGGCCAUCGUUGACCCCACUUCCGGAGACCAACCGCUUUACAAUGAAGACAAAGCCAUCGUUGUCACGAUAUACAAUCACAAGGCUUUGCGUGAAAAUCUCAAGUCUCACCAGUUCCGUACUGGGAGUGAUUGUGAAGUGAUUGCCCAUCUUGAGGUGGUACAACCCCCCACAUGGUUCUCUGAAUUGGUUCCUUCAACCCCUUAUAAUCUUUUAGUAGUGCGCGAUACUUUUGAGAAGGCUAUUAUAAAGAGACUAAUAACCGAUGUGUCUUUUGGUGUCCUUCUCUCUGGAGGAUUAGACUCAUCCCCUGUUGCAUCAGUGACUUUACGCCAUUUGGAAAAAUCAGAAGCUGCUCGUCAAUGGGGUUCAAAGUUGCACACAUUUUGUAUCGGAUCCCCGGAUCUUAAAGCUAGUAAAGAAGUUGCUGACUAUCUAGGAACUCGCCACCACGAGUUACACUUUACAGUUCAGGAAGGGAUAAAUGCAAUAGAAGAAGUUAUAUACCAUGUUGAGACCUAUGACGUGACUACUAUAAGAGCCAGUACUCCGAUGUUUUUAAUGUCAAGAAAAAUCAAAUCGCUUGGUGUAAAGAUGGUUCUUUCUGGGGAAGGAUCUGAUGAAAAUUUUGGAGGAUAUUUGUACUUCUAUAAAGCACCAACAAGAAGGAAUUCCAUGAAGAAACAUGCCGAAAGGGCCAACAAAUCAACUUCUACAUGGGGUGUUGAGGCUCGUGUACCUUUCCUCGAUAAAGAAUUUAUUAAUGUCGCAAUGAGCAUUGAUCCACAGUGGAAAAUGAUUAGGCCUGAUCUCGGAAGGAUUGAAAAAUGGGUGUUGCGCAAUGCCUUUGAUGAUGAGCAAAAUCCUUAUCUACCAAAGCACAUUUUAUACCGGCAGAAAGAACAGUUCAGUGAUGGAGUUGGAUACAGUUGGAUUGAUGGUCUGAAAGAUCAUGCAAACAAACAAGUCUAUGACACAAUGCUGAUGAACACAAGCUUUGUCUUCCCUGAUAACACACCUGUGACAAAGGAAGCUUACUACUACAGAACCAUCUUUGAAAUGUUCUUCCCUAAGAGCGCUGCUAGAGCAACAGUACCAGGAGGUCCAAGUGUAGCUUGUAGACAGUACAUCAAAAGCUGUAGAAUGGGAUGCAACUUGGUCACAAAAUCUUGA
This is a messenger RNA of Arabis nemorensis, 1287 nucleotides long. NCBI's taxonomy places the organism in Eukaryota, Viridiplantae, Streptophyta, Magnoliopsida, Brassicales, Brassicaceae. The record is from the annotation of a GenBank genome assembly.